GCUCGUCUUACGGUCAUGGACCAACCAAGAAAGAAAGGCGGAUUUUUCCGAAAGGCGAAGAGCACAUCUCGAAGAAGCUCAAGAACAGCGCAGGACCAGAAAGACGAAGACGAUCAAGUGCCGCCAAACACGCAGGCGCUUACUUCAAGACGCUUGGUAAAAAUGGCUAGCACUACGCUUCCUUUUGGGAGACCAGUACUGAAGAAAUCAGCAUCAACUCGUCCACGUCGUCGACACCACUCAACCAUACCACCAGUACGAAGAAACUUAUAUGAGAAACACCAGGAGAAACACGAGUCGGACUCUUCGAGUCACUCUGUUCAGGAGACCUCGGGCAGUAAACUCAAAAUAAUCGAGAAAACUAGGCAGAAGGCAAAAUCCGUGAAGAAACCUGAAGAAGAAGCUAGCUGGAUUCAUCAGUUGGAUGAGAAUGCUACUCCAGAGACGGCAGAAGAUAACACAGAUGUUUUACGUACUGCUUCUAGUGUGGGCACAUACGAACACAAUAUUAGUUUACUGUUGAAAGGAUUUGCGAGCAUGUGCGGUACUUUAACUGUUGAUAUGUUGAAAUACCAAUUCUAUACUUUACCGCAACCGGAUGCUAUGGAAUGUGUGGUGUUCGGAGAUCCUUCCAAUGCUCAUAAAAACAGAUAUAAAAAUAUACCAUGUCUGGAUGUUUCGCGGAUUCUCUUAGAGUUUUUAUUAUUUGAAGGAGGUGGAGGUUAUAUUCAUGCAAAUCGGGUUACUUAUCCAUUACUGCGGAACCAGUUCAUCUUGACUCAGGGACCGCUUCCUCAGACAAUACCAGAAUUUUGGCGGAUGGUAUGGCAAGAGCAAGUCGCAACUAUCAUUAUGUUGUGUAAGAAUGUUGAAAAUGGGAAACGAAGAUGCGCUGAAUAUUUCCCAAAUCAGAUCGAUUUUCCUGUUUCUUUUGUCAAUGGACAGCUCACAGUCAUCUUGAGGUCGCGGUAUCUCGAGGGUGACAUGGUAGUCUCAACGAUUGAAUUAAAAUACUUGAAUGAUAGUAGAACAAUAAUUCACUACCAUUGGGUAGCAUGGCCGGACUUUCAGGCACCAGCCGAUAACGCUCGCUCUCUAUUCACUAUGCUGAGAAGAGUGCGUGGAAGUAAAACGCCAGUAGUGGUCCACUGUUCGGCUGGAGUCGGUAGAAGUGGCACUAUGGUAGCGCUUGAGAUGUGUUUGAUGACCAUAGCGAAUAUUAGGACGAUCGACAUUCAAUCAAUUGUGACACACCUUCGACGAUGUCGUGCGCUGGCCGUUCAAACAUUGGAACAGUACUUGUCACUCUACAAAUUAGUCCUCCAAUUCGGUGAACAGAAUGGAUGCCUAACAAGUGAGGACGUUAGCAGCUUCUAUCGAGUCUUACAAGCCGCCCAGUUCUGAAACCCUAGUAUCGACUUCGCAAAAUAAUCUAUGUUCAAAUCAAAGUGCUACUUAAAUUAAGAAAUUUUUGUAACAGUUGACUGCUAAGACUACUUACAAAUAAUGAUUAUAGUGUUAUGCAAAGCAGUCUGUUAAUAUACUGGCACUUCUACUCGUCAUGAAAAAUAAAUUAUUAAUGAUGUU
This is a messenger RNA of Cylicocyclus nassatus, 1587 nucleotides long. The record is from the annotation of a GenBank genome assembly. NCBI's taxonomy places the organism in Eukaryota, Metazoa, Nematoda, Chromadorea, Rhabditida, Strongylidae.